UUUUCUUCCUUUUGUAAUUGCUAUUCAAUGUCAUUGAGCUUGUUCACAAAGUCUGCACUUCUCGGCAAGUCAGCUGUAUACAGCCCUAUUCGCGCAGUUGUCGCUUCAGCUUUUCAUACCAGUACUUUCGCUGCUCAAGCAACUCCUGCUACACAAUGGACAGCUGAUUCUGUUCGUACUGGUGUCAUUGCUAGAAAGAAGGGCAUGACUUCUGUUUGGAGUGAAAGCGGUAUUCGCUUGCCUGUGACUGUAUUGCAGUUAGAGGAUGUGAUUGUCACCGAUGUUCGUACUGAAGAAAAGCACGGCUAUACAGCAUUGCAAGUUGGCUGCACACCAAAGAAAGAAAAGAACACACCAAAACCUAUGAUUGAACACUUUAAAGCUUUAGGUGUUGAACUUCGUCAAAAGCUAUUUGAAUUCAGAGUAACAAAGGAUGCAGUUUUGCCCAUUGGUACUCCUUUGACAGCAGAACACUUUGUGACAGGCCAAUAUGUUGAUGUUACAGCACCUUCCAUUGGUAAGGGUUUUGCUGGUGUCAUGAAGAGAUGGAACUUUAAGGGUCUUCCUGCUUCUCAUGGUGUUUCUUUGACACAUCGUUCUGGUGGUUCAACAGGUCAGCGUAAGUGGCCUAGUAAAGUUUUCAAGGGCAAGAAGAUGGCUGGUCGUCUUGGUGGUGAAAGUGUUACAGUUCAAAGCUUGAAGGUUAUAAAGAUUGAUCCUGAAUUGAAUUUGGUUUAUGUGAAGGGAUCUGUUCCUGGAUUUGAUGAUCAAUUUGUCAAGAUUAAAGAUGCUGUCAAACUACGUGGUGAAAAGCUCUUUCCUAAGGAAGCUAUCCCACCACCUUUUCCUACUGCCAUUACAAACUAAGUUAUCCCCCCCUUCUUUUUUUUU
Molecule: messenger RNA, 891 nt
Organism: Gilbertella persicaria
Lineage: Eukaryota; Fungi; Mucoromycota; Mucoromycetes; Mucorales; Choanephoraceae
Product: translation protein
Exons: 4
Coding region: 28-867 (279 amino acids)
Biological process (GO): translation
Cellular component (GO): ribosome; mitochondrial large ribosomal subunit
Molecular function (GO): structural constituent of ribosome
Source: RefSeq, a predicted model, not a curated record